AUGGAUCCUAAUUUAGGUCUCGGAAGUAAAAGAAUUUGGGGAUUUUUAUUGUUCUGUUUUAUUCAGAUAUAUCAAGUACACAUUUCCUGGACAGUCGAUAAAGUGAAUUUAACUAGCCAUUAUGAUUUUGAAAACAAGAGCAGCAGUAUAAUGCCGCCGAAAUGGGAUCCCGGUUCCCAAGGAGAGCAGGAAGCGCUUAUAACCAACUUAUCAUCGGCCUCAUCAAGUCGACAAGAGGCACUGAGACCAUCAGUUCGCAGAUUCUCAGAGCUCUGCAGUGCUCCAUGUUUGAAUGGGGGUCAGUGUGUCCACACAGACCUCUGUAACUGCAGUUCAUACCAAGCUGCCGGAGCUCGCUGUCAAACAGUCCCAAACACAGGCUUUGAGAGGGAGAUGACUUGUCGAUCGUGGGGACAGUAUAACUAUGAGACAUUUGAUGGCCUGUACUAUUACUUCCCUGGAAAAUGCACAUACACUCUCCUGCGAGACUGCGAAGACACCACCCAGUCCAGCAUCCUCAUUCAGGUGCACAACGACCCAGACUGCAGUUCGGUUCCCUACUCCUGCUCCCGGGCUGUCAGCCUGUUUCUGCCGUGGGAGGGGGAGAUUAGGUUGCAAAACUCCACCGUUUCCUUCAAAGGCCAAAGGAUACAGCUUCCUCACAACAUCCAUGACAUUGAGCUGGAGAGGAUCUCUCAGUACAUUCUGGUCUCCCAGCCACACGGCUUCACACUGGCCUGGGAGGGCCGCACAGGCUCUGUCUACAUUAAGAUGAGUCCGGAAUACGUUGGCAGGACCUGUGGACUGUGUGGAAAUUUCAACGCCGAUAUUCAGGAUGACCUCAGAACCAGCUAUGGUGUGCUGACUGAGGAUGUGGCCUUGUUUGGGAACAGCUGGGCAGACGAACAGCCGCAGCAGGUGCACUGUCCCAUGGUUCCCUCCUUCUUCACUUCUCCCUGCUCCGCCAAGGAUCCACACACCCUGCUGAAAGUGGAGGAGGUCUGUGGAACUCUGCUGAAGGAGCCUUUCAAAUCCUGUCAUGAAUUCGUGAGCCCAUACUCCUACAUGGCCAGCUGCUCUAAUGAUCUCUGCCAAUCUGGGCCCAAUGGUGAUGCCGUGUGCCAGGUGUUCGCUGAGUAUGCCCGUGCCUGUGCCCAUGCAGAGCAGCCUCUACACGACUGGAGAGAGCAGAUCCCCGGGUGUGGAGUCCAGUGCCCUCCUCAGCUCCAGCACAGGGAGUGUAUAACCUGCUGCCCAGUCUCCUGUAAUGUGGAGCGAAUGUGCAUCGACAGCAAACUACAAUGUCUGGACGGGUGUUACUGCCCUGACGAUCUGAUCUAUGAGGGAGGGGUGUGUGUGAAGGCCUCAGACUGUCCCUGCGAAUACCACGGCAUGAUUUACCCCCCCGGACACACGGUCCAGGAAGAAUGCAACAACUGCACGUGUGUGGAGGGAGCCUGGAACUGCACAGAACACAGCUGCCCAGGAGAGUGUUCAGUCACAGGGGACAUGUACUUCAAGUCUUUUGAUGGCCGUGUUUACACUUUCCCAGCGACAUGCCAGUAUGUCUUAGCAAAAAGUCGCAAUUCAGGGAAGUUCACAGUCACCAUACAGAAUGCUCCAUGUGGACCGAAUCUGGACGGGGCUUGUAUCCAAUCAGUUAACCUCGUGGUUAAUGAGGAUCCAAAGACAGAGGUCACGAUGAGCCGCGUUGGCGAGGUUUUCAUGUCCAGCCAGUUCCGAAUCUCCCUGCCCUAUUCAGACGAGGUGUUCCAAAUCCAGGAGCUGUCCUCACUGUUCCUGCAGGUGAAAACCGCCCAGGGCCUGCGGCUGCAGUAUAACUGGAGAGAGUUUCGCCUCUACCUGCAGGUGGACGAGUUUUGGAAGGAGGACACAGUCGGCCUGUGCGGUACCUUCAAUGGAAACAUUCAGGAUGACUUCCUCGCCCCCUCUGGAAUGAUUGAGAGCACCCCGCAGCUGUUUGGGAACGCCUGGCGCGUGUCGUCGGCGUGCGUGACCCGACCCAGCCUCCCGCAGCUUGACCCCUGUGACACUCACCAGCAAGCAGCCUCGUACGCCAUAGAGAAAUGUGAGGUUCUGAAUAAGGAGCUGUUUUCACCCUGUCACGAGUAUCUGAGCCCCCUGCCGUUCUAUCAGCAGUGUAGAGCGGACACGUGUAAGUGCGGCCAGCCCUGCCUCUGUUCGGCGCUGGCACACUACGCCCGUCUGUGCCGCAAACACUCCGUCAUCGUGGAAUUCCGCGCUCACAUCUCAGAGUGUGCGAUAACCUGUCCGUCGACGAUGGAGUACGGCAUGUGUGUGUCGGCGUGUCGCCAUAGCUGCAGCUCUCUCUCCUUGCCCCAGCCCUGCGGAGACGAGUGUGAGGAGGGGUGUGUGUGUCCUCAGGGGAUGUUCUAUAGCACACACACACACACCUGUGUUCGCAGGAGUGAAUGCCCGUGCAGCUUUCUGGGAGCAGACUACGCGCCUGGAGAGGUGAUCAUGACUGCAGCCGGUGUUCAGGUCUGCCAGGAUGGAAGAGUUUUGUCCCAAAGCACAGUCACUGAAAGGACGUGUCCUCCUGGUCAAUAUUAUGAUGACUGUGGGAACAUGGUAGAUGGUUCCUCACCGACCAAAGGUUUGGCAUGUGAGCUUACCUGUGAAUCUUACCUGCUCAACCUCACCUGUUCAGCUCACGAGCCCUGUGUGCCGGGCUGCGUCUGCCCAGCGGGGUUACUAAAACAUGGUGAGGAGUGUUUCCAGCCUGAGUCAUGCCCGUGUUUAUGGAAGGGGAAAGAGUAUUAUCCAGGAGACAAAGUCACGUCUCCCUGUCACACGUGUGUUUGCCAGCAUGGCUCUUUCCAGUGCCAGUUUCGGCCAUGUCCUUCCAUGUGCACUGCUUAUGGAGAUCGUCACUACAGAACGUUUGAUGGACUGGUCUACGACUAUGUGGGAGCAUGUAAAGUCUAUCUUGUGAAGAGCACAGCUGAGAUGCUGAUAAGUGUAACUGCAGAAAAUGUGGAUUGCUUUGAGACCGGCGUGAUCUGCAGGAAGUCACUGCUGGUCUCCAUUGGCCGAUCAUUGAUUGUGUUUGAUGACGACACAGGAAAGCCUAACCCAUCCAGUGUGAUUGACAGCAGGCAGAGCGUGUACAUCUGGCAGGCCGGCUACUUCACCAUCUUACAUGUGCCCGAGGAGGACAUCUCUGUGCUAUGGGACAGAAAGACGACCAUCCACAUCCAGGCAGGACCGCGAUGGCAGGGCAAGCUGUCCGGUCUGUGCGGGAACUUCGAUCUGAGGACAGUGAAUGAAAUGAGAACGCCAGAGAACAUCGACUCAGCCACGCCCCAGGAGUUUGGCAACAGCUGGACCGCAGCGGAGUGUGUUAAUAGCCCUGAUGUAAGACAUCCUUGCACCCUGAGUCCGCUCAGAGAGCCUUUUGCUAAGAGACAGUGUGGAAUCCUGCUCAGUGAAGUCUUCCAAGCCUGCCACCCAGUGGUGGAUGUGACCUGGUUCUAUGUGAACUGCCUGGCAGACACGUGUGGGUGUAACCGUGGGGGAGACUGUGAGUGUUUCUGUACCAGUGUGGCUGCGUAUGCACAUGCCUGUUGCCAACAGGGGGUCACUGUCGAUUGGCGAUCUCCAUCUGUCUGCCCAUAUGACUGUGAAUACUACAACAAAGUGCUUGGAAAGGGCCCGUUUAGGCUCAUAACCUACAGAGAGAGGGACAGGGUGCUUGCAGUGAACCGCUCCAGCGCCAUCGUCUUCCCAAGAAAGGGCGUGACGGACGCUGAAGGCAUUUUCACCCUGUUCAUGUUGACCCCAGCACUCAGCCGGUCCCGCCCACACGACACGUCCCUGGUGUCGUUUGAGGCUGCUCAGAGGCCAAACUACUUCCUGCAUGUGGAUGCGGGCGGACACCUGAAGCUAAGCAAAUGGGAAGACCGCACAGCAUUCUGGGAUGCAGCCACAUUCGUCCUGCACAGGGACACGUGGAUCUCUGGCUAUGACUCGCUGGAGUCUUUUUCGCGGCCAGGCUUCUUCCUGCACUACAUGCUGUCUUGGCUUCAUCUGAUGAAGUACAACCACACGGACGGCUUUCGAAAGGCCACACUCUUCAAACUCACAGGCACAUCCUCAGAUUUCCAGAUGGGUCCUCGGUGCCAGUGGAGGUAUGAGUUGUGUGCAAGCCCUUGUUUCAGGACCUGCAGUGACCCAGGUGCACAAGCCUGUGCUACCAUUCUAAAAGUGGAGGGAUGCAUUCCUCAGUGCCCAGGUCAGAUGGUUCUAGAUGAAGUCACUCAGAGAUGUGUACAUUUGGAGGACUGCAUUAAGCCUGUGGUCAUUCAACCUAUUACACCCUCCACAACUGAACCACCACUUGCUACUGUCACUUCUGUCACCACGGUAACAGCCAGCCCCUCCACAGCACAACCCAGCCCCACCACUGCCUUCAGCCCAGCCAGCCCUGCAAGCACCACUGCUCUACCAACUACUACUACACCCAUACCAGAGUUCACCAGCACUCUCACCACCAAAGCCGUCACUCCCACACCAGCAACUACAGUUCCUGAACUAACACGAACAGCUGUCCGACCAACACCGGUCGAACCUGUAACAACAGUCAGGACAUCCCCAGGACUCUCCCCCAGUCCCCUGAGUACCACCGAAAGAUCCACUGGGACACUGAGCACUGAAAAGACAACCACUGUGCCCAGUACAACUUCUCACCCACUUACCAGCACUACACCCAGACCAGAAAUGACAUCGACUCUGUCUACCAGCAGCACUAGCGUUCCCCCAGCCUCCACUCUGGCCCUGGUCACUCCUACUGUGACGACAAAGACCACUGCGGGAACCACAAGAAGAGAAACAGCCAGAGUCACUUUGUCUACUCCAGUUCCUUCUCCAACCAUCUCUGAAACAUCCACUGUCCACACGUCCACUGAGAGAGUCACUGUGCCAGAGACCACACAACCCACAACUGUUUCCACGAUGACGACAGUUCCUGGUUCCCCAACUGUACCCCCAAGCCCAGGCUCAGAAACCAUCACAACUACAUCCACCAUACGCACAUCUGCUGGGCCACUUUCCACAAAAUUUACCACUGAAACAGGAUCUACUGGAACACUGCCAGAUAAGACUGACAGCACACCUAGUGCUCCAGCACCAAGUGUCACAUCGGUUGUGACCACUGAGCCCUCUGCUACCUCCAUGACUUCUGGAACUACUCCAUCUACAGAGCACACCCUCACACCUACAACAACACAGUCCCCCAUAACAGAACCAUCUUCAACAACCACGCCAGCCCUUUCUACUGAGACAGAGUACUGGAACACAACAACAACAACAACAACAACAACAACAGAGACAAGUGUGUCUCCAGCGGCUCCAUUCACUACAGCAGAGGUGGAGGAAACCACCACAAUAGCACCUCCUCCUACCAGAGUGUGCACGCCUCCGUACUCAGAGAUAAUUGACGAAUGUACCAAGUACAUCUGUGUGAGUGGACAGCUCGUGCUUUUCAACAAGUCACAGAACUGUCCGUUCAACUCCACCCCACCGAACUGUGGUCUGCUGGGAUUUGCCAUUCUGGUGAAUGGAGACAAGUGUUGUCCCAAGUGGGACUGUCCAUGUCGUUGUUCUGUCUUCCCGGAUCUGAAUGUAAUCACGUUUGAUGGGAACAGCGUUGCUAUUUUCAAAGCUGCAUCGUAUGUGGUGGCGCAGCUCCCCAAUGAAACAGUCAGCAUCGUAGUUCAGGAGUGUCCGGCCAACGAGGACACACUGCUGUGGAAUUUCACCAACCUGUGCUUGGCUGCUCUAAACAUAACCCACAAAUCACACCAAGUACUCAUUAAUCGACUUCAGAGACGGCUAUUUGUAAACUCCAGGUAUGCAAAGCCCCGCUUCAAGAAAUACGGGUUUGAGGUUCUGGACACAGGGAACAUGUACCUGAUCAGGAGUCCAGCAGGACUAAAGAUCCAGUGGUUUCACAGCACAGGAAUGAUGGUGAUCGAAACUGAGAGCUACAUUAACAAACUGACCACCAUGGGGCUGUGUGGUUGUUGUGAUGGAAAUCCAGCCAAUGACCUGACUCUGUCUAAUGGAACAGUGGUGGGUGAGUGGGAAGACCCAGCUGUUUUUAUCGACAGUUGGCAGGUCCCAAACACCACCAGCUAUGUCAGUCACAGCCGACGCCGGGAGGUCAACUGCUCCACCAGCGACUGCUCUCAGUGCUUGAGCAUGCUGCAGAACUCCACCUUCACGCCCUGCCACACCUAUGUUCCUCCGGCCACGUUUUGUGAAGUUUGGGUGCGUGACGCGGAGUACGUGAAUAACCCGUGCGUGGCAUUAGCCGCAUACGUCGCCUCCUGUCACAAGUUCAACAUCUGCAUCGAAUGGAGGAGCCCUGACUACUGCCCCUUCGUCUGUCCCGAGGACCUGGUGUACCAAGCGUGCCUGCCAGCCUGCACUGCCCAGUCCUGCCCCAACCAGGACUUUGAGUACGACCCAGAGCAGUGCACAGGUCUGGCUGAGGGUUGUGUGUGUCCUGAGGGGACGCUUCUGCACCGGCCAUACUCUGCCCUCUGCAUCCCCCCCAGCAAGUGUGCCUGCACGGACAGCUUUGGAACUCCUCGAGCGUCAGGGGAAGUGUGGAAGGCCUCUCUGGACGGCUGCUGUAUGUAUAAAUGCGACAACGACACGAUUGUUCCGGUGGAAUAUAACUGCUCCGACGUGCCGCAGCCCGUGUGCACACGGACGGGAGAGGUGAUCGUGAGCCUGGCCGACGACAGGAGCUGCUGUCCACAAAAAGCCUGUGUUUGUAAUCAGAGUCUGUGUGUCAGCUCUCCUCCGGAGUGUAAGUAUGGAGAGAAGAUGGUGUCGUAUUUCAGACCGGACUCCUGCUGUCCUGAGCAUGCGUGUGAGUGUGACCCUGAGCACUGUGAGACCACCAUCCCGACCUGUCGGCAGGACCAGACUCUUAUUGCCAUAAGUGCAGACGGCAGCUGCUGCCUGGCACACAUCUGCAUGUGUGACUCCUGCCCAGUUGUUGUGCCUGAGUGCCUGGAGGGUGAGUUCCUGACAGUGGAUGCCAACAGCACAGACCGAUGCUGUCCCGUCUACCACUGUGUGUGUGAACCUCACCUCUGUCCAGAGCUCUCCUGUCCGGUGGGGAUGGCAGCCAUCAGCACGCCCGUUCCAGAGCAGUGCUGUCCGUCACAGUCCUGCGAGUGUGCGUGUGAUAGAAUCCCAAGACCAAAAUGUAAUCUGGGUGAAACUCUGCAGAUUGACAGGAGUUUCCUAACACAUCCUGAAAACACAUGUGCCUGCAAAAGAUACAAGUGUGUGAGAGAGAGUGUAUGUGUAGACGGUGAGAGGGGUGUACUGAAACCGGGGCAGAUGUUGGUUGAACACAGUGAGGAUGGUGUGUGUCAUACCACACAGUGCACCAGCGCUCUGGACCAGUCGACAGGCUUCUACCGCAUCCGGACCUCCAGCACCAACUGCUCUGCCCAGUGCCAGCCGAACCAGAUCUACGUUCCUCCUAAAGAUCCCAGCAGCUGCUGUGGUCAGUGUAAGAAUGUUUCCUGUCUCUACCAGAGUGAGAACGGCACCGUCACCUUGCACAAGCCAGGGAAGAGCUGGGUGUUAGACUGCAUGAGGUUUGACUGCACAGAAAUGCUAUCAGGGCCAACGCUGGUGUCCUACACCUACAGCUGCCCCCCCUUUAACGAGACAGAGUGUGUGAAGAUUGGUGGUACAAUAGUAAGUUACAUGGAUGGAUGCUGUAAAACUUGUACUGGAUAUUCACUCUUCCCAUUCCCAGUUAGUCCAUUGAAACCAACCAUUAGCACAAACUGUGAACGAGGUAAAGAGGAUGGAAAAUCCUGCCAGAAAGUAACGGUUAGAAUGACGAUUAGAAAGAACGAUUGUCGUAGUAACAGGCCGGUAAACAUUGUGUCAUGCGACGGCAAGUGUCCCUCCGCGAGCAUUUACAAUUAUAACAUCAACACGUACGCACGUUUCUGUAAGUGCUGUCGGGAGAUGGGUCUGCAGCGCCGUUCCGUCCAGCUUUACUGCAGCGGAAACUCCAGCUGGGUCAGCUACUCCAUCCAGGAGCCAACAGACUGUUCCUGCCAGUGGUCGUAG
This is a messenger RNA of Chanos chanos (milkfish), 8151 nucleotides long. RefSeq names its product otogelin (gene otog). The transcript is spliced from 58 exons. Gene Ontology annotation, cellular component: extracellular matrix. Gene Ontology annotation, molecular function: protein binding; alpha-L-arabinofuranosidase activity. Gene Ontology annotation, biological process: L-arabinose metabolic process. Bases 1 to 8151 code for a protein of 2716 amino acids. NCBI's taxonomy places the organism in Eukaryota, Metazoa, Chordata, Actinopteri, Gonorynchiformes, Chanidae. The record is from RefSeq and is a predicted model, not a curated record.